CAAUUCAAUAGAGUUUUUCUUCACUGUUUCAGCCUCUGUUGUUGCAAAGCUAUGGCAUCCAUGAUUUAUUUCACGUUGAUGGUGACCUUUAUGAGCUCUGUAUUUGUCCACACCAAGUACCUUCCCACUUGGGAAUCACUUGACAAAAGACCCCUUCCACCAUGGUAUGAUAAAGCAAAGUUCGGCAUCUUCAUCCACUGGGGUGUGUUCUCUGUACCUGGCUUUGGCUCAGAAUGGUUUUGGUGGUACUGGAAGGGAGAGUCCAAACCUGAAUUUAUUGAAUUUAUGAAGAAGAACUAUCGACCUGGUUUUUCGUAUGCUGAUUUUGGUCCAAUGUUCAGAGCAGAAUUAUAUGAACCAGAGAAGUGGGCUGAUUUAAUUGCAAACUCUGGAGCCAAGUAUUUUGUUUUAACAACCAAACAUCAUGAAGGAUGGACAAAUUGGAAAUCCAAUGUAUCAUGGAACUGGAAUUCUGUAGAUAAUGGUGCACAUAGAGACCUUGUUGGUGAGAUAUUUUAUCCCACCAAUUGAUGGAUUUAGUCACUAGAUACAAACCUGAGUAUGUUUGGUCAGAUGGAGAUCAAGGUGCAUCAGCUGAUUACUGGACCAGUAAGGAAUUUAUUGCUUGGCUCUACAAUGACAGUCCUGUUAAAGAAACUGUCAUAGUUAAUGACCGCUGGGGAUCAGGGGUGGCUUGUCACCAUGGAGAUGUGUACACUUGCUAUGAUCAAUAUAAUCCAGGGAAAAAACAGAAUCAUAAAUGGGAAAAUUGCUUUAAGGUUGACAAAAAGUCUUGGGGAUUUCGGCGAGACAUUGAUGCAGCUGACAUCAAUUCUAUUGAGGAACUGGUCUCACAACUGGUAUCCACAGUCAGUUGUGGUGGUAAUCUACUGCUUAACAUUGGUCCAUCAUCUGAGGGUCGAAUCCUGCCGAUAUUCCAGGAAAGGCUUUUACAAAUUGGACAGUGGUUGAGUAUCAAUGGAGAAGCUAUAUAUGAAACUACACCAUGGAGAAAACAAAAUGACACCAUAACUAAUAAUAUCUGGUACACCUCAAAGGGCACUGUAGUAUAUGCUGUUUCUUUGGAUUGGCCAGGGUCUGGGAGCCUCAGCCUUGGAGCACCAUAUGUCAUGAACAGCACGCUUGUCAAACUGCUUGGAUAUGACCAGAAAUUAUCCUGGACUAAAGGAUCCAAGGGUGGGAUUGUGAUAGAUGUUCCUGCUAUUCCUAUCAACCAGCUGAAGUCUAAAUGGGCGUGGACUUUUAAAUUAGAAAACGUUAAUUGAUGCAACGGAUCGAUUCAGUAGAAGUCAGUCCAUACCAUCGCUGUACGUGAACGCUGAAAUUAACGUAAACCAAUCGUUAUUAAAUAUUCUUUUCUAAAUUUUUA
Actinia tenebrosa (Australian red waratah sea anemone) is the source of this 1390-nucleotide messenger RNA. RefSeq names its product alpha-L-fucosidase. The record is from RefSeq and is a predicted model, not a curated record. Gene Ontology annotation, cellular component: lysosome. Gene Ontology annotation, biological process: glycoside catabolic process; fucose metabolic process. Lineage: Eukaryota; Metazoa; Cnidaria; Anthozoa; Actiniaria; Actiniidae. Gene Ontology annotation, molecular function: alpha-L-fucosidase activity.